AAUACGCUGUGAUCUCAAGUCUGAGCCGUGCCGUGACUGCAUGGUAAACAACUGACUCAAAAUGUCUGAGAACGGGUACGGACCGAUGGCCGGCCACGUCGGCAGGAUACCGAACUUCGGGAAAACUCAGGUCAAUCCCAUGGGCAGCAUUGAGCCCCCAGCCUGCAUACAGAACGCGAUGAUGACGAAAGAUAAGAAGCCGUUCACGUACACGCCAGGAGGCUUGGACCUGUCCCAGAUACGCACUCCGAGCAUGGCCAGAAGGCUGGCGAGGCAACGGUCACAAGAGGAGCACGAACAGGCCUACGCUCAGCAAAACUACGCCCCUCAAACGAACGGCGGUGGCGGUGGCUACCAACCUCAAGGGACCCCGAAGGCUCCUCCUCCCCCACCACCCGGUAUCCCCGCUCCACCCCCACCUCCCCCUCUAGUCAUCGCAGUACCAAACGCAAAAUCCCCAAAACCAGUACCAUUAGGAGAACGUCCCGAAAUCGUUAUCCCUGAAAACCCAAUUGGGAUGCUUAGGAAAACUAACAGCCCGUAUCAUUGGGAAUCAGAAAAAGCAGAUGAACUGCGAAUGGGUCCCGUGCCGAAGUUUGUAGAAAAGGUCCCGAGCCCUUUGACGGUAAAUAUGCCUCCGUCUUCGUUCUCCAACCAAGCACCUCAGUAUACGCCACCAUCUCAAAAUACAAACUAUUCAUACAACAACCAGAACAAGCAACCAGAAAGCCCGCUUCACAGGCCAGAAGCAUUGUAUGCUCACCAGAAAUCAAAUUCUCCAAUUGUAAAAACUCCUACAAUAGAACUGUUACAAAGACAGGAUUCUCAGUUUAAUAAGAGCCCACAACCCUUCGGAGGACAAUCGCCUGUUAGCAAUGGUUCUCCGUAUUCUCCUAGCCCUAAUAAUAAUUGGAGGCAACCGGAGAGAAGAGAAUCUCCAGCACAAAAUGCGAGCAACAGCCCCCAGUCUCCACAUAUAAACCGCAGUCCCUUCACACCAAAUCAGCAAUACUCUCCUAAUUUUCAAAACCAAAGUCCCCCAGUUAAUUCUAGUCCCGUUUAUCACACUCUUCCUAGAGUCGGCCAAAAGAACCAAGAGGUUAACAAUAUACAGAACAACCAAUACCAACAUUCAAACGCCGAUUCUGAUGCCACACCAUGGCGAACCAAUACGCUUAACAGACAUCCAAGAGAGCCAGAGAGCCAGAAAAAUGUUUAUAACAAUAACCAAAAUGCAAAUCAACAGGCUCACAGUCCUCCAUGGAAGAGUAAUGAACCGAAUAACAAUGAAAGCGCAUACACUCCUCCGUGGCUUCAGGCACGGAAUCAAAAUGCGAAUCAACAGCAGUACACACCGCCAUGGGUCACGCCACAAGAUUCUAACAACAAUGGAGUACAAGAAAACUACAAAACUCCCUUGAGGUCUUCAGACAAUAACAACAACAGAGCCGUACAAUCUCCACCAAAACCUGCCCAACCCCAAGAACAACCCCGUUAUCAGACGUCAGUGUCCAUCCCUGUGACACAAAGGCGGCAAAAUCCCCCAGCAGACUACAACAACACUCCCCCGCAAAAAGAAGUCGUGUAUGUUAACCAAGAGCCUGUGUACUUCUGCCCAGAGAGUCCGAAGUCCAUACCACCUUGGGUCAAAACACAGAAAGAAAAGACGAAAACCCCUCCGCCCGAAUGGGUUCAGCGCCCGCUGGACAACAGAAGAAGCGUAACUAGGGACUUGGUGACACCACCAAGGGAAACAACAAAUCAGGAACCAGAAUGGGUGAAAAAGAGCAACGAAAUGCAGAGAGGUAUCCGCGAUGUAAUCAGUCCGCCUAAAUACCAGCAGACCGCGCAGCCGUCGUGGUCGACUCGUCCGUCAGACAAUAGAAAAAGCGUGCCUAGGGACUCACCUGGAUCCCCUGGUAGCAAGGUUAUUCCGAUUCAAAUGGAGGUAUCAAGUACAGAUACAAGGGACCAAGGGAGGCAGGGUCAGGCUCCGCACUUGAGGAUCACUAUCGGUAUGAAUCCGAAUGGUCCCAAUGCCCAGCCGCAGUCAGCGCCGUUCUCGCAGCCCACUCAGCGCAUCAUGCGAGUCCUGUCACCGCAGCUGGUGAGGAUGGACGAAGGACAGUCUGGACAGCAUGAACUGCCGACUCUAAGCCGGAACUUGACGAGCAAUCAAGACCAGCCGAAAACGCGGAUAAUCCCCAUUCAAAUUGAAGGUGGCAGUAAUGGAGCUAACAAAAGGGUGUUCUACCACAAGUUCACGCAGGAGGCGCCUCCUCGGCAGUCCAAGGCGUUCCGGGUGCUCCAGGUGAUCACGGGCACCGAGGACUCCGACCACAUACAGACCAUGGAAAACCGGCACGGGUUCACUGACCUCUAGCCAUGUAAGCUUAAGGCCGAUCCUCACGGUCCAAUUUAUUUAUAAAAUGUUUUCA
Messenger RNA from Cydia amplana, 2438 nucleotides. RefSeq lists its product as uncharacterized. NCBI's taxonomy places the organism in Eukaryota, Metazoa, Arthropoda, Insecta, Lepidoptera, Tortricidae. The record is from RefSeq and is a predicted model, not a curated record. The transcript has 4 exons. Bases 62 to 2383 code for a protein of 773 amino acids.